Messenger RNA from Lytechinus pictus (painted urchin), 2326 nucleotides. RefSeq lists its product as uncharacterized. NCBI's taxonomy places the organism in Eukaryota, Metazoa, Echinodermata, Echinoidea, Temnopleuroida, Toxopneustidae. The transcript has 2 exons. The record is from RefSeq and is a predicted model, not a curated record.
AUGUCAUCCGACCAAGCCCGAUUAAUGAUCUGGAGUACGCCGAGAUCAUUAUCGACUGCGUUCACCCGUUCGAUGUCAGCCCGAGGUGAUACCAAGAUCUUCUGGGAGCCUUACCUAAACUGUUAUAGUUAUGGUCCUGAUAGAACAUUGCAUUGGGCAGAUGACAUACCAGGAGUGCUUAAUGACAAGUACACGUUUAACUACGUGAAUGAUAUGAUGGAAAAAUUUCAACCAGACUCAAAAGUUCUCUUCGCCAAAUGCAUGAUCGAGGGGAUCACCGGUAAUUUUGACGCCGUUGCACCUGGUUAUAAACACACUUUCCUCAUCCGACAUCCACUAAAGAUGUACAUAUCCUUUGAGAAACUCUGCGAAAAUUUAGUUCCGAUCGACUACAAGACCACAUUCAAGAACAUCUAUCAGGAACUGGAGAAGUUUUAAGACCACGUGAUCAAUGAGCUUGGCCAAUCAGCGCCUCCGAUCAUUGACGCUGACGAUCUUCUCGCGCAACCUAAAACGGUGCUUUCAAAGUAUUGCGAGAUGAUUGGUAUUCCAUUCACACCUAAGAUGUUAAAAUGGGAUCGUGUAGAGAAUCUUUCCGUUCUUGAGUGGGAAUUCACGGAUGUUGGAGCAAUCACAAGACCAGAACAUACUGAGGGUCUUUCAAUAUCAAAGGCUUUACAGAGUACAGGUUUUGGAGAUGGCUCAAGGAAGAAAACAAAUGAUUCCAGCAAAGAUUAUUCUGAUGACGUGGAAGAGUGUGCAGAGCAUGCUUUGCCUGUAUACGAGAGAUUAUAUGACCUCCGAAUCAAACUUCGAUAAAAACGAUGCACUCUAACUUCUAAACGGUCUAGUUAUAUUCCAACAAAGAUAUACAUUUAUCAUGAGAUUGACUUGGAAUUAUUACCCUGACUCACUUAGGUUGGUUGUUUGAUAUCAUUUUCAUUCCGUUAAUACCUUCAAAUACUGAAAUUAUCGUUAUUUAUAUCCCUUUUCUUUGCUUUUCCAAUUAUCUGAAUGCUUAAGUAGUACCCCCUCCCUCAUUGACUGUAAUUGAUUAUGGCAAAAUAUUUUUUUUCUCCAAUCUGUAGAUCGUGUAAUUCCAUACCUGCUGAUUUAUUAAUAAUGUAUUCAAUUAAUAUUCAUCUUUGUUAAGACUCAUCUUAGUUAUUUCUCUCAUAUGCUGUUUGUAUUAACACUGUUGCAUCGCUUGUACAUGUUUGGGUUAUUUGAUAUUCAUUGUAUGAUUGGACAAACAAAUAUUUCAUGCCUAUUCUAUAUGUGUUCUAAUUUUAUGUAAAUAAAUGUUAUGAAUAUAAGUUAUACUUAUCAUUCAGGACCAAGAAAAUAAACACUAUACCCUAAUGUUAUCAUGUUAAGAUAUGUUCGAAUGAAUUUAAAAGAUGACUCUGGUGAAAGAAAAAAAAGUCAUUUUAUGACAAGAUUAAUUUGGAUAUUUGAAGGGAUCGGAUACUGUUAGCACUAACUUUGUCAAAAGAGAUCCUAUAUUAUGAACCAUAAAUCUAUAUGUGACCUUUCUCCUACUGUGAUCAAAUAUUAUCUGAUAUUAUAUUUACAUAAAGAUGGGUUGGUAAACAGCAUCUAGAACCGAUACACAAUUUCUUACACUCUACAUGUAUUUCUAGCCUUAGUGAGUUAACAACGCCUGCUGUAUCUUCAUCUUAAAGUAAGUGUUUUUUUUUUCUAUACUAGAUUAUUGUUAAAAAUGGCUUCAAACGUGCUAUAAAGUAUGAGAAACAAAUAAUAAAAUAGCUUUGCCUUUCAGUUUAAAGCACUGGUAUAGUUUAUCGUACUAUGCCAUAUUUCUUUCGUUGUAUAAUAACGUGUUUGCGUUUGUUCUUUUAACAUUUUGUUACCUCCUAAAGAGAUUUAUACUUGCACAUAAUAGGUUAGUUUUCAUGGAGAGGGAAUUCACAACAACGUACCUUUGUUGCUUUGAACAUGACAUGCAUGAGCAACUGUUUUCAGUAAUAGAUAAUAUAGAUCUCUCUAAUUUCAAUGUGUAUUCAAUUCGCACUCCAGUACCUUGAAAUACAGUCAUCGCCCAAGUCAUGGGCACAUCCAGUAUUUAAAUAAAGAGGCACUGAAAACAUGGCGAAUUUAUUACUAUUUUAUGGCAAGUAAACAACUUGUUAGAACUCCUCAAAAAGGUCACAAUUGCCUUAAAAUGACCAGCAAAAAUGAGUAAAAAUACAAAUCUCCCUAUUAAGCAAAAGGGCACUUAUCACUAUGGAUAUGCGCCUAUAAUUCUAACCAGGGGCGGAUCCAAGAUUUUCCAAAAAGGGUAGGGGGCAUUUUCCAGAGGAAA